Messenger RNA from Haliaeetus leucocephalus (bald eagle), 2359 nucleotides. It is a transcript of the gene AZIN2, whose product is annotated as antizyme inhibitor 2. Lineage: Eukaryota; Metazoa; Chordata; Aves; Accipitriformes; Accipitridae. The coding region runs from base 767 to 2143 and encodes 458 amino acids. The record is from RefSeq and is a predicted model, not a curated record. The transcript is spliced from 12 exons. Gene Ontology annotation, cellular component: cytoplasm. Gene Ontology annotation, molecular function: catalytic activity.
GCCCGCAGCAUGUCCCCGGUUGCCAGGUGGCAGACGCAGUAGGUCUCGGCCAACUUCGGAGCCUGCGGGAGAGGACAGACGUGAGAACGCUGUCUCCUCAGCAACAACAGAGAGGGAAUUGCAAAUUAACAAGAUGAAGAAAAAAAUCCCCUGCUCAGCCUGUGGUGUUUGUGGGAUGGAGCAGUGGAACCAUUUCCAAGUGCACAAACGCAGGCAAAGACAGGACUGAUCGACCAGACAGGGCAUCUGCACGUACGGCAGAGCUGGAUCUGCUGCCAGGGAACCCACCAAAACUGGCAGCAGCACAACAAGGGCAGAAUCAGUCCCUGACGUCUUCCCAGCUACCUCCUCCAGCCAAUGUCCCAGCCAAACAGGCACUGCUCAGCCUUUAAUCUGCAGAAAGCCUCGUUUCCCUGGCAGCAGUAUUUCAGAGGUAUUUUUGGCACUCUUCUCCCCAAGGGUCCCUGCGCACACGAUGCACGCGCAGCCACGAGCGCCCUCGCACCAGGGCCGGGCUGCAGGCAGGCUCGCAGUGCUCUGCACCAUCAAGCUGGGAAUGAGCUGCCGGCACGGCAGGGACUCGAGACCUCAGACCCCCAACAACAGCUACGCCUCGGGGUGCUGCCAGAGCUCGGUGUUCCUCGGGGGGCCCCCCUGGCAGCACGCCUAGUCACCCGGGAGGAAGGCAUUGGACCUUAUCUGUUGUGUAUUUAGAAACUACAACCUACUCGAGGAGGCUUUAAACUAGAGUUAUCACACCUUGACCAUGAAUGGGUACUUGAAGGAAUCCAAUUUCAUGAUGGUGGAGGAGGGCUUCACCACCAGAGACCUCCUGGAGAACCUCCUCGUGGAGCUGGGCCAGGUGAGCGACCAGCAAGCCUUCUUCGUGGCAGACCUUGGGGACAUUGUGAAGAAACACCUGCGUUUCCUGAAGGCUUUGCCCCGUGUGAAACCCUACUUCCCGGUUAAGUGCAACGGCAGUGAAGGAGUGAUUCGGCUGCUGGCUGAGCUGGGGGCAGGCUUUGCCUGUACCAACAAGGCAGAGAUUGCAUGUGUGCAAAGCAUUGGGGUCCCGGCUGACAAGAUCUUCUACAGCAGCCCCUGCAAGCAGGUUGCCCAUAUCAAAUACGCAGCCAGCCAUGGUGUGCAGCUGAUGACCUUCGACAACGAGGUGGAGCUGAGCAAGGUGGCCAGGAGCCACCCUCAUGCCAGGUUGUUGUUGGGUAUUACUGCUGACUCCAGCCCCUCUACCCAUUCGAACAUGAUGUUUGGGACCACGCUCGAGUCCUGCCGGCACCUGCUAGAGACAGCGAAAGAGCAGGCUGUGGAGGUUAUUGGCAUCAGCUUUCACCUUGGGAGCCGCGGUCUGGAGCCCCAGGCCUUCACUCAGUCUGUGGCUGCGGCACAGCUGGCCUUUGAGAUUGGCACAGAGCUGGGCUACCAGAUGCACCUCCUGGAUGUCGGAGGAGGAUUCCCUGGCACCGAGGACACCAGAACCCGGUUCGAAGAGAUCGCUGCCGUGAUAAACUCUGCCUUGGACUUGUAUUUCCCAGACGGCUGCGGGGUGGAGAUCAUUGCGACACCUGGCCGAUACUACAUCACCUCUGCCUUCACCUUUGCUGCCAGCAUCACUGCCAGGGAAGAGGUUCCCGUGGAACAGCCUGGCUCCGAUGAGGAAGAGUCUGGCAGCAAGAAGAGCCUCGUGUAUCACCUCAGCGAUGGCAUCUACAGCGCCUUCAGCUGCCUCCUGUUUGACACCCCCUGCCCAAGAGCUCAGCUGCACAAGAGACCCUGCCCAGACCACCCCUCGCACAGCAGCAGCCUCCAGGGUCCCCCAGAAGACACAGAGGACCACAUUGCCGAUGGCCUGGAACUGCCCGAGCUGCAGGUCGGGGACUGGCUGAUUUUUGAGGACAUGGGUGCCUACACCAUCGCAAACUCGUCCCUGCUUGGGGGGUGUCCCCAGCCACAGAUCACCUACGCCAUGUCCCGUGUGGCCUGGAAAGCCGUCCAGUUCUUCCAGGGAAAGCCACCGCAAACAGAAGACGACCGCGAAAGCAUCUGCGCCCCGCUGUCCUGCGGCUGGGAGAUGGCGGAGACGCUCUGCGUCACCCCGGUUUUCACUCCGGCCAGCAUCAUCUGAGCAACACCGGUACCGGGGAAGGGGAUGAAGGUCUCAUGGCAGCCAGGUCGCGGCAGCACCUCCUGCCCUGCCUGCCGCUGGCAUCACCCCACUCAGCUCUCAUGAGGGAUCCGUGGUGAGGACUUUGAAGUAUACACCAUAAAUCCUGUUCCUCCCGCUCGUGCAGUGUUGUGUGCCUGCUAAAGGGGUGGGUGGAUGGCGCCGAGCAGGUUUGGG